AUGGAAAUGGGCCAGGACUCAGGAACAGAAGAGGAUGAAUACAAAAAGACAACCCAGAUGGUGUGGAGAAAAUUAAAUGAGAUAAAGAUGCAAACUGCUAAAUACGUAGCAAUGGCAACUAGAAUGAAGUUUUUGGAAGACUGUCCCGUUCAGCCUCUCAUUCCCCUGUAUUUGCUAGUGGGUGGGAUCAUCGGUACCUUAAAGGUAUCUCUCCUGCUGUAUGACUCCACCAGGAUGAGGCAGCUUCUGUCCAAAGCCGUGGUGAUUGAUGAUGACGAUGAUGAUGAAUAUCCCUGGAGGCAGAAUGUGCACAAAUACUACAUCCAGCUCAUCCUCAGCCUCUUCCUCUUCCUCUGGUUCAUUCUGGGAAAUUACUGGGUCUUUUCUGUGUACCGGCCAGACUUUAUUCCACCUUUUCAGCAACCUCAGGCUUACUGUGACAGAACCCUAUACCUCUUUGCAGUAGGGGUCCUGGCACUCAGUCACACUGUGCUGGUCUUACUCAUCCUAGGCAGCAGCUAUGUCUACAUGUGUUCCAAGUGGAGAUUCACUGCUGACGAAGACUGACACCACGCCCUCCUGCACACACGCUCCUGUACACACAUAUGCACAGUUUUGGGAAACAAUGGUGAAUGGACAGAAUGUCCUCUGAAGGCAUUUCAGGAACUGCCAACGUGUACUGAGAAUUCUACCAGACUUAAGAAAUUCUGGCCUGCCUGGACCUGCUCUUCUCCAAGUGGGAAUUUUGUACUCAUAAGAGU
Messenger RNA from Fukomys damarensis (Damara mole-rat), 761 nucleotides. Its product is annotated as transmembrane protein 272-like. The transcript is spliced from 4 exons. NCBI's taxonomy places the organism in Eukaryota, Metazoa, Chordata, Mammalia, Rodentia, Bathyergidae. The coding region runs from base 1 to 567 and encodes 188 amino acids. The record is from RefSeq and is a predicted model, not a curated record.